Molecule: messenger RNA, 4752 nt
Organism: Coregonus sp. 'balchen'
Lineage: Eukaryota; Metazoa; Chordata; Actinopteri; Salmoniformes; Salmonidae
Source: the annotation of a GenBank genome assembly
AUGUCCAGUGAUAGUUUGGUAUCCUGUGAAGGGUUAAAUGUAGUAGUUGACAUAGAGAUACAUGUUCUAUGUGAUUCUGUGGUAGUUGUGACUUUAUCUAAAGCAUGCUGUGUGUCUGUAUCUCUUCUAGCCAACGCAUCAUCAGAAGCCCAGAACGAGACCGAGGGGAACAAAGAUGUACCGCUCACCCCAACUCCUACCCCCACCACUCCUCCGCCAGCGUGAGUCACUCACUCACUCACUCUCUCAUUCACCUUGCAGUAAGAGUCUAACUUCCCCUCUCUUCUCUCUCAGCGUGGAGACGGUGAAGCCAGACUACCCUGCUCCCCAGGAGGACCCUGAGGUCCCCCUCUCCUCCCCUGACUCCCCCCUGCUUCCCCCCUCCCUGGAGGAUGGACAGAUCGUGACUCUGGUAGAGGAGGAGGAGGAGGAGCCCCCACAGUCCACUGUCACUCUGAUGGAGGAAGAGGGGGAUGAUAAUGAGGAGGAGGAGAGAGAGGAACAGUGGAUGAGGGAGAGGGAGAGCCACCUGUACUGUCCUCUCUCUUCCACCUCUUCCCUUUCUUCUCUCUGUUGUAUCUCCUGUGUGGCCACACUGCCAGAGUUGCUACAGCGCUGGUGUAAUGCUCACCUCUCCAGAGAGAGGCAGCAAGACAUACAUACACACACCCCCAUACAGGUCCCUGUCCCUACCCCCACACACACCCAGGAAGCCCCAACACACACAGAGACGGUCCCUGAGCCUGAGACUGCCCCCCAGGCCCAAAACGAGGGACUACCCUCUUUAGACUCACACAAUCACACCCCUCACACAGACACACACCCCGUGGACCCCAUCAUUGUGCUGGAGCCUAGCCAGACCUCUACCCUGCCCCCCCACAGCCUCUCUCUCACCUCCCUCUCCAAACCCACCCCUAUCCAGGACGAAGCUCCCCAGCCCCCUAGCCAAGAAGACCCUGUCCCCCCUCCAGCCCCGCAGGAAGCCCCCGUCCCAGAGACCCAGCAGGCCAGCACCCCCACCCCUACUCUCAGCCCCACCGCUCCCCUACACCUACCAAGCUCUGAGACAGCCUCCCUGGACCUCCCUCCACCCCCCCUGAAGGAGCAACCAGUCCAGCCCCUUCCCACAGCUUCUAGACCUGCAGACAUCCCCCCUCCCACCGAGCUCCCUGUGUCCUCCCAGCCCGACAUAAACACAGAGCCACACACACCCAGGGCUGGGGCAGUGAGUGGAGACAUCCAGGGCCAGGGGGAGCAGGGCGACUCUUCUGCCCAGCCAGCAGAACACCUACGUGGGGAAGAGUCCGUGGAGGACCUACUGCUUAGCGUCCCGGUGACCGCUAACGGACAUUUACACCGGGCGGCUACAGACUUCUACGCUGAGCUUCAGAGCGCGGGGGAGUACGUUGGAGGGAUGAACGGAGGAGUGAACGUGCACGGCUCCAGUCAGAAGGAGAGUGUGUUCAUGAGGUUGAACAACAGAAUCAAAGCCCUGGAGAUGAACAUGUCCCUCAGCAGCAGAUACCUGGAGGAACUCAGCCAGAGGUAAGCUGUGUGUCUGUCUGUCUUUUUUAACCUAGUAGUUUCCUCUAUCACUCGUCCUGUUCAGGCUCUGAUUGGCUUGUUGUGUGUUUGGUGUGUUCUAGGUAUCGUAAGCAGAUGGAGGAGAUGCAGAGAGCGUUCAACAAGACCAUCGUCAAACUGGAGAACACCUCCCGCAUCGCUGAAGAACAGGUCUGUUACAGACAGUUGCUUCUUGAUUGUGUUGCCGGACGGUUAUUGUGGCAGUGAUGGUUGAGUCAUGGUUUAGUGUAGGUUGUAUCUGAAGGUUGUCUGAUGGUUCUGGGAUGGGUUGGUUCAACUUGGUUGUAUUAACGUUAUAUUUUGGUUGUGUGAUCCCUCAGGACCAGCGGCAGACAGAGUCUAUCCAGAUGUUACAGGGUCAGCUGGAGAACGUCACCAAGUUGAUGAUCAACCUCACCAUGACUGUCUCACAGCUACAGAGAGAGGUACACACACAGCUGAAGACAAUGAGACCUUCAGCUCUUACUACCUACAUUUAUUGAAUAUCAGAUUGAAUGUUGGCCUAUUUUAAUCAUAACUCGCAAAAAUGUCAUGAUCGGAUGUGAUGAGUUUGUUUCCUCUGAUGUCUAAAUAUUGUUUCUGUGUUUGUUUUUUCUAGGUGUCUGACCGACAGGGUUACCUGGUGGUGUCUCUAGUCCUGUGUCUCUGUCUGGGCCUGGUGCUCUGCCUGCAGUGCUGCCGGAGCUCCAACACACACAGCAACACACACACCGCAGCCAAUCACUACCCCAGCCCCAAGAGGUAAACAAACACACACACACACACACCUUUGUCUGAUCUCCCCACAUUAUCUAUAAGAGUAUUGUUGUUGCUUUUGUAGGUCUGAUAUAAUGUUCCUCUUAGUGCAGUUAAUGUUCCCUUGUGUUUCAUAGGGAACAUUGGAUCUCUUCCAUACAGGCAUUGUUUAGUUUGACCCUUACUAACGUUACUGUACUAUCAUAUCCUGUAUGUGUCAGGUGUUUCUCCUCCUAUGAUGAUUUGAGUCUGAAGCGGAGGGUAUCGUGUCCUCUCGUACGCUCCAAGUCCUUCACGUUUCCUACUUCAGAAGGUGAAUGUGUACACACACACACACACACCAAGUCACUCUACAGCUUUCUAACAAGGACAAGAAGAAGCCUGCUCACGUGGCCUCGCUGUUAAACACACACACUCCCCCUUUUCCUCUACACUUCCUGUCUUCUACAUCGCUGUUCUGUCCAUCCUGUUGCUGCCCUAUAACAACCCAUAGGAGCUGAAGCAGGACUAAAAGCCUCCCUGUAUAGAGGCCAGCUCCAUUAUAGACCACAUUACUCAGAGCUACAGCUGUGCAUGACUAGCUGCUCUCCCAUCUGAGCCAUGCUGCUGGCCGUGCCAUGCUGCUGAGCUGCUGAACAGUAUGUCUGCUGUAAGGGUACUGGAGCCACAGACACCCCAGUGGGACUGCCUGGGCACACCCCGCCAUGAAGGAAUAAAAACCUUCAUUCAGACAGCCAUGAAACAUAAUGCUCCUCUUUCCUCUCUCUCUCUCUCUCUCUCUAUUGAUCGUGUGUGUCCUUGGGCCAGAGUGCCUGUCAUUGCCAGCUGUGUGUCCAUAUAGAGGCUGAACUGAAGGGGAAUAUAAAUAGAACACAAUGCUUUUGGCUGGCUCAUGUUACACCACUGCAAGUAGUAACAACUAGAGAACCCUACCUUACCCAGUGUACCUACUAGCUAUAAAUAACCUCUUCAGUGGAGCGAUAACCUUUAUUCUGGGCUAUAGUAUAUCAGGUGUGUGUAAUACUACAUGAAUAGUAAAUCAGUAGUACUACUUGCAAGGUGGUGUCAUGCUUGUAACAUGUGUGUUCCGAGUGCCUGCCAUCUCAUCAUUAACAUGGCCCUGUUCUCUCCCUGUUCAGUAGGCCCUGACGACCUUUACAUUGUUGAACCAUUAAGGUUCUCACCAGAGAAAAAGGUACAGUGUCCCCUGCUCUCCGCCUGCUACUGCUGUUGUAUGGCGGCCCCUGCGGCCAUCUUUGAUUGCUUAUGGUUUCAGUGGAGUGGGGUGAACUUGCCCCCAGACUCUGAUCUAAGGUCAGUUUAGCGUUCUUCCAUCCUAAUGGUUAAGAAUACUGUAGGGUCUGGGGAGUGUUAAGCUGAUCCUAGAUCUAGUUAUGGGGUGAUUUACGAACUCGGUUAAGUUAACCAUUUCUCUGCUGACACAGGCUAGAAGCCCACUGUUAGGGGGGCGAUGUAUGAGCAGACACAGAGCAGGCUUGGGCAGUGGUUUGAAAGUUGUAACCCACCAAUAGAUGACAAUAAGCUGCGACCCAUAACAUGGCUUUGCUCCACUCAUAUAGAGAUGCUAAGGUUUGGUCUGUGCCCUUGAGCAAGGCACUUAACCCUAAUUUGCUCCAGGGGCGCCAUACUACUAUAAUGUAAAACAACACAUUUCACUGGACCUAUCCAGUGUAUGUGACGACAAAAUAAAUUAUUAUUGUAAUGCCAUACUCCCCACUGUCCCUUCCCAGUCCUGUCUGUAACCUCAUACUGAAUCAAAAUACUUAAGACACAAUCAAAAUGUCUCCUGUUCUCUAUCUUUGAGAGCUUGGUGUCUGUCCAGUUUGGUUGUAAAAGUGCAGUGUGUCUGGUAUAGAUGUGGUUAACAUGACUUAACAUAUUUAUACAUCUCUAAAGUUCGCCCUGUACUCUUUAUUUAUCAAUCUCUCCAUCCCUCUCUCUCUCCAGAAGAAACGAUGUAAAUUGACGGCAGCAUUAUCAGCCCCCUCUUCUCCGAUGGCUAACGGGGGACUCCAAUGCAACGGUCUCCCCCACUCCCUGAAUCCCCCUCCUCCUCCCCCUCUAGAAGACAUGUCCUGUAAGGAGCUCCCCUUCCCUUCAGAGAGCAGCAGCUGUAGCUCCUCCACCCACUCUGAGGAGUCCUUCAUCAGCCGAGGCCAUCCCCUCUCUUCCCCCCCAGGCCUAUGUAAUGGCCAUGCUGCCCUGCCCCUCCCGUCCUACCUUCCCUCCCUCCCCCCCUCUAAGAGGUCAGUGAAGCGCCGGCAGUCUCGUCAGGCAGAUCUGCAGUUCUCCUCCAGACAGACAGGAGGCGCUGCUGUGAACUCUCUGCAGAGCCUGCAGCAGCUGAUCAAGGGAAACAAGGAGAUCAGUGUGGGGACCAUAGGAGCCACGGCAGUCACAGGACACGUCUGA